Messenger RNA from Caenorhabditis angaria, 4371 nucleotides. The record is from the annotation of a GenBank genome assembly. NCBI's taxonomy places the organism in Eukaryota, Metazoa, Nematoda, Chromadorea, Rhabditida, Rhabditidae.
AUGAGCAUCUUGUGGUGGCUCUCGGUGCUCCAUACAACUCUAGCCAUCUUCGGAGCAUUCUCCAACGCUCUAAUGAUAUUCCUAGUGCUCCUAAGGACCCCAAAAAUGCUUCGAAUUUAUUCGGUGAUUCUGGGAGUUCACGCAACUUCCGACUGUCUAACGUGUCUUCUGGAGCUCGCCACAAAAUUCCGAAUCAUCGCCGCAAAAUUCACGCUAGCUUAUGUGAGCACAGCAUUUUGUACGCAAUUUUCGCCGCGAGUUUGCGAGUUUUGCUACAAUUUUAUGCUGCAUCUAUUUAGCGUAAGUCUAUAUUUGUUGCUGAUUUCAUUCGGAUAUCGAUAUUAUAUUUUGGUUUUUGGGCAGCCGAGAGUUCGGAGGAUUUUGUGGGUGAUGGCCGGGUUUUAUGUGCCGUGUUUGAUGCAGGUGGUGAGUGAAGACUAGAGUAUAGUUUAUGAGUCAGAGACGCAGAGAAGCCAGGAUCAUAGAUUAAUAAGAGACCGUUAGAGAAGCAGAGAGCAGACAGUCAUCUAGAGAAUGUUAGAGACGCAGAGGUGGUACACAGCUAGACACUAAAACUUCUCGAGAGUCCAGAGAAGUCAGAAAUCAGUAAAGUCCACUCUGGUUGAAGAGAGCACUAUAGUGUAGUUAGAGACGCAGAGGAGAUGAAUAGCUAGAGCAACAAUUAAUUGAGAGAGUCCAGACAGCUACAGUAAAUUGAAAAUCACAUGAAUCUGAUAGAGCUCAAACAAAUAGAGUCAGUUAGAGAUCACAGGAAUCUGAUAGAGCUCAGACAACUAGAGACCAUUAUGAAUUAGGAGAGUCCAGAGAGCUAGAGAUUAUUAGUUAUCACUAUGAAUUUAGAGAGUCCAGACGACUAGACUACAAUAUAGUUCUCUGUUGUUUGAGAGAGUCCAAACAGCUAGAGACAACUAGAAAAUUAGAGACGCAGAGAAACUAGUAGUUUUUAAUAAUUUUCAUCAAAUUUGACUCAUGACUAUGAUAUUUCUGACUCAUUUUUUGCAGAUUUUUUUCUGAUUAUGACAAAAAUCAGUAAAACAUGAUGAAAUUCUUGGAAUUUUCAUUUUUGAGUAAUUAAUUAGCGAAUUAAUUAAGAAGUCCCAUAAGAUUUAUUUAUUUGCUCGAUUUUUUGACCAACAAUUUUUCCCGGGCAGAAAAAGGUCCCAAAAACCCCGGCAAAACUAACCGUUUUGCAUUUUUGUGGAGAUUCCUUGUUGAUUUCCAGCAACUUGCUCGAUUUUCAGCCAAAAAUUUGCGAAUUUCCAGAAAAGUGCUAGUUCUUGUUGUUAGAAUACUCUUCCUGAAAAAUGAGGGAUUUUUGGAUUUUUCUUUCAAUUUUUUUAGCUUUAAAGUUGCUUCUGGGUGGCUUACUAAGCUUUUUUUACAUUUUUGGAUUUGUCCAAAUCUGUAACUUUUUUUUAAAAAAAUUUUUGUUAGCUACCCGCUUGACUCUUGUUAGCUACCCGCUUGAUUCGAGUCGAUUCGAACCGAUUCGAACCGAUUCGAGUCGAUUCGAACCGAUUCGAACCGAUUCGAGUCGAUUCGAACCGAUUCGAGUCGAUUCGAUUCCCUUCCCUCCAUUUUUUUUUAAAUUUUUAAUAAAAAUAUGGAAUGAAAAAUUGGGGUUUUCGCCUUCACAGUUACUUCUGGGUGGUUACUAAGCCUAAGCCUUUUUUAACAGUGUUAAAAAUUUUCUUUCAAUUUUUUUAGCUUUAAAGUUGCUUCUGGGUGGCUUACUAAGCUUUUUUUACAUUUUUGGAUUUGUCCAAAUCUGUAACUUUUUUAAAAAAUUUUUGUUAGCUACCCGCUUGACUCUUGUUAGCUACCCGCUUGAUUCGAACCGAUUCGAACCGAUUCGAGUCGAUUCGAGUCGAUUCGAACCGAUUCGAGUCGAUUCGAACCGAUUCGAACCGAUUCGAACCGAUUCGAGUCGAUUCGAACCGAUUCGAACCGAUUCGAACCGAUUCGAGUCGAUUCGAACCGAUUCGAAAAAAAUUUUUGUUAGCUACCCGCUUGAUUCGAUCCGAUUCGAGUCGAUUCGAACCGAUUCGAGUCGAUUCGAACCGAUUCGAACCGAUUCGAGUCGAUUCGAACCGAUUCGAGUCGAUUCGAACCGAUUCGAACCGAUUCGAGUCGAUUCGAACCGAUUCGAAAAAAUUUUUGUUAGCUACCCGCUUGACUCUUGUUAGCUACCCGCUUGAUUCGAGUCGAUUCGAACCGAUUCGAACCGAUUCGAGUCGAUUCGAGUCGAUUCGAGUCGAUUCGAACCGAUUCGAGUCGAUUCGAACCGAUUCGAACCGAUUCGAACCGAUUCGAGUCGAUUCGAACCGAUUCGAGUCGAUUCGAACCGAUUCGAGUCGAUUCGAUUCCCUUCCCUCCAUUUUUUUUAAAUUUUUAAUAAAAAUAUGGAAUGAAAAAUUGGGGUUUUCGCCUUCACAGUUACUUCUGGGUGGUUACUAAGCCUAAGCCUUUUUUAACAGUGUUAAAAAUUUUCUUUCAAUUUUUUUAGCUUUAAAGUUGCUUCUGGGUGGCUUACUAAGCUUUUUUUACAUUUUUGGAUUUGUCCAAAUCUGUAACUUUUUUAAAAAAAUUUUUGUUAGCUACCCGCUUGACUCUUGUUAGCUACCCGCUUGAUUCGAGUCGAUUCGAACCGAUUCGAACCGAUUCGAGUCGAUUCGAGUCGAUUCGAGUCGAUUCGAACCGAUUCGAGUCGAUUCGAACCGAUUCGAACCGAUUCGAACCGAUUCGAGUCGAUUCGAACCGAUUCGAGUCGAUUCGAACCGAUUCGAGUCGAUUCGAUUCCCUUCCCUCCAUUUUUUUUAAAUUUUUAAUAAAAAUAUGGAAUGAAAAAUUGGGGUUUUCGCCUUCACAGUUACUUCUGGGUGGUUACUAAGCCUAAGCCUUUUUUAACAGUGUUAAAAAUUUUCUUUCAAUUUUUUUAGCUUUAAAGUUGCUUCUGGGUGGCUUACUAAGCUUUUUUUACAUUUUUGGAUUUGUCCAAAUCUGUAACUUUUUUUUAAAAAAAUUUUUGUUAGCUACCCGCUUGACUCUUGUUAGCUACCCGCUUGAUUCGAACCGAUUCGAACCGAUUCGAGUCGAUUCGAGUCGAUUCGAACCGAUUCGAGUCGAUUCGAACCGAUUCGAACCGAUUCGAACCGAUUCGAGUCGAUUCGAACCGAUUCGAACCGAUUCGAAAAAAAUUUUUGUUAGCUACCCGCUUGACUCUUGUUAGCUACCCGCUUGAUUCGAUCCGAUUCGAGUCGAUUCGAGUCGAUUCGAACCGAUUCGAGUCGAUUCGAACCGAUUCGAACCGAUUCGAGUCGAUUCGAACCGAUUCGAACCGAUUCGAACCGAUUCGAACCGAUUCGAAAAAAAUUUUUGUUAGCUACCCGCUUGACUCUUGUUAGCUACCCGCUUGAUUCGAUCCGAUUCGAGUCGAUUCGAGUCGAUUCGAACCGAUUCGAGUCGAUUCGAACCGAUUCGAACCGAUUCGAGUCGAUUCGAACCGAUUCGAGUCGAUUCGAUUCCCUUCCCUCCAUUUUUUUAAAUUUUUAAUAAAAAUCUGGAAUGAAAAAUUGGGGUUUUCGCCUUCACAGUUACUUCUGGGUGGUUACUAAGCCUAAGCCUUUUUUAACAGUGUUAAAAAUUUUCUUUCAAUUUUUUUAGCUUUAAAGUUGCUUCUGGGUGGCUUACUAAGCUUUUUUUACAUUUUUGGAUUUGUCCAAAUCUGUAACUUUUUUAAAAAAAUUUUUGUUAGCUACCCGCUUGACUCUUGUUAGCUACCCGCUUGAUUCGAACCGAUUCGAACCGAUUCGAGUCGAUUCGAGUCGAUUCGAACCGAUUCGAGUCGAUUCGAACCGAUUCGAACCGAUUCGAACCGAUUCGAGUCGAUUCGAACCGAUUCGAACCGAUUCGAACCGAUUCGAGUCGAUUCGAACCGAUUCGAAAAAAUUUUUGUUAGCUACCCGCUUGAUUCGAUCCGAUUCGAGUCGAUUCGAACCGAUUCGAGUCGAUUCGAACCGAUUCGAACCGAUUCGAGUCGAUUCGAACCGAUUCGAGUCGAUUCGAACCGAUUCGAACCGAUUCGAGUCGAUUCGAACCGAUUCGAAAAAAUUUUUGUUAGCUACCCGCUUGACUCUUGUUAGCUACCCGCUUGAUUCGAGUCGAUUCGAACCGAUUCGAACCGAUUCGAGUCGAUUCGAGUCGAUUCGAGUCGAUUCGAACCGAUUCGAGUCGAUUCGAACCGAUUCGAACCGAUUCGAACCGAUUCGAGUCGAUUCGAACCGAUUCGAGUCGAUUCGAACCGAUUCGAGUCGAUUCGAUUCCCUUCCCUCCAUUUUUUUAAAUUUUUAA